Molecule: messenger RNA, 1543 nt
Organism: Ochotona curzoniae (black-lipped pika)
Lineage: Eukaryota; Metazoa; Chordata; Mammalia; Lagomorpha; Ochotonidae
Gene: NR2F6
Product: nuclear receptor subfamily 2 group F member 6
Exons: 4
Coding region: 257-1543 (428 amino acids)
Biological process (GO): negative regulation of transcription by RNA polymerase II; anatomical structure development; cell differentiation
Molecular function (GO): zinc ion binding; nuclear receptor activity; RNA polymerase II cis-regulatory region sequence-specific DNA binding
Source: RefSeq, a predicted model, not a curated record
CCGGCCCCGCGCACGCGUGGGAAAGUUGGCCUGGAACCGGCCCGACCAGUUCCGCCCGGGCGCGCGGACCGGGGCCGCAGGAAGUUGCUGCAAAAGUUUUUUGGGGGGUGCAGCUGGUGGCCCCCAGUGCGUCGGGGCCGGAUGCGCGCUGGGUAGGGUCCCCGCUGUUCCCUCCGGUGCCCGGAGGAGGGAGGAGGAGCUGCGAGAAGGAGGAGCAGGACAAGGGCUUCCCGGCCCCCGCCGUCCUGGGGCUACUAUGGCCAUGGUGACCGGCGGCUGGGGCGGCGGCGGCGGCGACACGAACGGCGUGGACAAGGCGGGCGGCUACCCGCGCGCCGCUGAGGACGAUUCGGCCUCGCCCCCCGGCGCGGCCAGCGACGCGGAGCCGGGAGACGAGGAGCGGCCGGGGCUGCAGGUGGACUGCGUGGUGUGCGGGGACAAGUCGAGCGGCAAACACUACGGCGUCUUCACCUGCGAGGGUUGCAAGAGUUUCUUCAAGCGCAGCAUCCGCCGCAACCUCAGCUACACCUGCCGGUCCAACCGUGACUGCCAGAUCGACCAGCACCAUCGCAACCAGUGCCAGUACUGCCGCCUCAAGAAGUGCUUCCGAGUUGGCAUGCGCAAGGAGGCCGUGCAGCGUGGCCGCAUCCCGCACUCGCUGCCCGGCGCGGUGGCCGCCUCCUCCGGCAGCCCCCCGGGCUCGGCGCUGGCCGUGGCAGCAGCGGCGGCCGCAGCGGCAGCAGCGGGAGGCGGCGGCGGCGGCGGGGACCUGUUCCCGGGGCAGCCGGUGUCGGAGCUGAUCGCGCAGCUGCUGCGGGCCGAGCCUUACCCGGCGGCGGCGGGGCGCUUCGGCGGCGCGGGCGCGUGCGGGGCCGGCGGAGCGGGAGGCGGCGGCGGAGCGGGAGCGGCGGGCGCCGUGCUGGGCAUCGACAACGUGUGCGAGCUGGCGGCGCGGCUGCUCUUCAGCACGGUGGAGUGGGCGCGCCACGCGCCCUUCUUCCCGGAGCUGCCGGUGGCCGAUCAGGUGGCGCUGCUGCGCCUCAGCUGGAGCGAGCUGUUCGUGCUGAACGCGGCGCAGGCCGCGCUGCCCCUGCACACGGCGCCGCUGCUGGCCGCCGCCGGCCUGCACGCCGCGCCCAUGGCCGCCGAGCGCGCCGUGGCCUUCAUGGACCAGGUGCGCGCCUUCCAGGAGCAGGUGGACAAGCUGGGCCGCCUGCAGGUGGACUCGGCCGAGUACGGCUGCCUCAAGGCCAUCGCGCUGUUCACACCGGAUGCCUGCGGCCUCUCGGACCCCGCGCACGUGGAGAGCCUGCAGGAGAAGGCGCAGGUGGCGCUGACCGAGUACGUGCGCGCCCAGUACCCGUCGCAGCCCCAGCGCUUCGGGCGCCUGCUGCUGCGCCUGCCCGCCCUGCGCGCCGUGCCCGCCUCCCUCAUCUCACAGCUCUUCUUCAUGCGCCUGGUGGGCAAGACGCCCAUCGAGACGCUGAUCCGUGACAUGCUGCUGUCGGGGAGCACCUUCAACUGGCCCUACGGCUCCGGCUAG